Messenger RNA from Sarcophilus harrisii (Tasmanian devil), 1362 nucleotides. It is a transcript of the gene ANXA3, whose product is annotated as annexin A3. The record is from RefSeq and is a predicted model, not a curated record. Gene Ontology annotation, cellular component: cytoplasm. Gene Ontology annotation, molecular function: calcium-dependent phospholipid binding; phospholipase inhibitor activity; calcium ion binding. The coding region runs from base 1 to 1362 and encodes 453 amino acids. Lineage: Eukaryota; Metazoa; Chordata; Mammalia; Dasyuromorphia; Dasyuridae. The transcript has 14 exons.
AUGACUUUGCCCUCAAAUCCAUUGGUGGAGCCCAAAGGGGACGGACUAGAGGAAAAGGAGGGGCACUGGCCUCAAAAGGACUGGCCUAGGUUGCUUGCUGCCAGCCUCUUCUGCUCAUCUCAUCUCCGCGGCCUCAGAUUCCCUGCUAGAGACUUCCUGAGUCCGGUGGACGCUUUAAAGGGUAAGCGAGAGUCCGGGAGGACUCUGAAGAAGAACGAUCCUUCGGUCGUGGCUCCGGCUGCUGAAAGCCUCCCGUUUCUGCCCCUCGGGCCCCAGACCACAGAGUUUUCCUUCUUACUUGAGAGCCACGGUGGGGACACCGCCUCUGGCCAGAAAAUGAUACCAAGUUCCCUUGAUGUGUCUUUGGCCACUCUUCUAUCUCUUUCCCGGGCUUCUUCCACCUAUACUGGGAUCAAAAGGACAACUGAAGAAUGUGUAUGCUUUAAUGCAUUUGCAGAUGCUGAAGUUAUCCAGAAGUGUAUCCAAGGAAUUAGAGACAGUGAGCAAACUCUUAUCGGCAUUCUCACAGCAAGAUGUUAUGCACAGCGGCAGUUGAUUGCUAAGGAAUAUCGUAAAAUAUCUGGGAAGGAUCUGAAAGAUGACUUGAAGACUGAUCUCACUGGUAACUUUGAACGUCUGUUGAAGGCUCUUAUUACUUCACCAGCCACAUAUGAUGCAAAGCAAUUAAAGAAAGCCAUGAAGAGCUUUCAAACUGAUGACAGUGUAUUGAUCGAAAUUCUAACUACCAGGAACAAUAAACAACUGAAGGAGCUCUCUGAGGCCUAUUUUACAGAAUAUAAGAAGAAUCUUGUUGAUGACCUUACUUCACAGACAUCUGGAUACUUCAGAAAAGCAUUGAUCCUUUUGACAGAAGGCAAAAGAGAUGAAAGUCUGGAUGUGAAUAAAAGUCUUGCAAAAAAGGAUGCUCAGAUUCUUUAUGAAGCUGGUGAGAAAAGAUGGGGUACAGAUGAAGACAAAUUCAUUGAGAUCCUGUGUUUAAGGAGCUUUUCUCAGCUGAGACUAAUAUUUGAAGAAUAUAAAAUCAUCAGCCAAAGAGAAAUUGAGGACAGCAUUAAGAGAGAGAUGUCAGGUCAUUUAGCAGAUUUAUUGUUGGCUAUCGUUAAUUGCGUGAAGAACACAGCUGCCUUUUUUGCUGAAAAACUGUAUAAGGCUUUAAAGGCUACUGAAACUGAUAAAUGGGCUCUGGAUCGAAUAAUAGUUUCCAGAUCAGAAAAUGACCUUUUGGAUAUUCAAGCAGCAUACAAGAAGCAAUAUGGGAGCUCCCUCCAUUCAGAUAUUAAAUCAAAUGUUUCUGGGCGCUAUGAAGCUGGCCUCGUGAAUAUCUGUGGUAAAAAUGUCUGA